Molecule: messenger RNA, 1804 nt
Organism: Plectropomus leopardus (leopard coralgrouper)
Lineage: Eukaryota; Metazoa; Chordata; Actinopteri; Perciformes; Serranidae
Product: nuclear factor 7, ovary-like
Molecular function (GO): zinc ion binding; protein binding
Source: RefSeq, a predicted model, not a curated record
UUGGUGUGGCAUUGUCAUCUUGCCUGCAGGGCGUCAUUAGCUACAGAGAGCACCUUCCCUCAAUGCUGCGGAGAAGAAACCGGCUGGCCACCUAAAUGUGUUUUACAAAGCUCCACCUAUUCCUGACACAACACAGACAGAUCAGGAAAUACGGCUUGUCUUCCUGAGCACACACACUCACACACCCACAGACAGAUCAGAAAAGUGACUGCAACAACUUCCACUGAGGAAGGACAGAAGAAUUCUGAGACACUGCCUUUUUAACCAGUUGGUGACUGCAUGGACUUUUAGAAAAUAAGGUAACCACGUGACUUUUGGGAAAUAUUCCUGAGGACAGUGUAGCACCUCUGUUGUGUUGGGAAAUGGCUUCUUGUUCAGUGGAGGAUCUCUGCUGCCCCGUGUGCCUUCAGAUCUUCAAACACCCCGUCAUCCUGCCAUGCAGCCACAGCUUCUGUAAAACCUGUCUGCAGUGCUGGUGGACAAAGAACAAAACGCAAGACUGUCCAGUCUGCAAGAAAAAAUCUUCAAACAUUGAGCCAAUGUGUAAUUUGACAUUAAAGAAAUUGUGUGAGGCUGAGUUACUGGCGCGGGAUCCGAGAUUUUCCUCAGGCUUUGAGACUCUCUGCAGCUUGCACUUGGAGAAACUCAAUCUCUUCUGUCUGGACCAUCAGCAGCCGGUGUGUCUCGUCUGCAGAGACUCUGAAAAACAUGCCAGCCACAUAUUCAGACCUGUUGACGAGAUGGCGCAGGAGCUUGGGGAGGAACUCUCAAAAUCCCUAAAGCCAUUAGAAAAGCAGCUGGCUGUCUUCAUUAAAGUCAAACAACAAUGGGAUCAAACCGCAAAACACAUCAAGAUGCAAGCUCAGCACACAGAGAGGCAGAUUAAGGAGCAGUUUAAGAGGCUUCACCAGUUCCUAGAGGAGGAACAGGAGGCCAGGAUGGCUGUGCUGAGGGAGGAGGAGGAGCGGAAGAGCAAGGUGGUGAAGGAGAAGAUAGAGGCUGCAAAAAGGGAGAUAAAAGCUCUUUCGGACACACUAAGAACCGCAGAGGAGGAGCUGAGAGCUGCAGACAUUUUGUUCCUGCAAAACUACAAGGCGGCAGUGGACAGAGCCCAGCAGCGCCACCUGGUGGAAGACCCACAACUGUACUCGGGAGCUCUCAUAGACAUACCCAAACACCUGGGCAACCUCACCUUCAACAUCUGGAGCAAGAUGAAGAACAUGGUGUCCUACUCGCCGGUGAUUCUGGACCCAAACACUGCUGGUUCUUACCUCGUCAUAUCUGAAGAUCUGAGCAGUGUGAGCAUGGGAAAAGGAGAAUGUCUCCCUGAGAAUCCAGAGCGCUUGAAAGACUCAUUCUCCACGCUUGGCCACGAGGGCUUCGACUCAGGGACCCACAUCUGGGACAUCGAGGUCGGGCAGAACACAAACUGGGAGGUGGCUGUGUUUGAAGCGUCUUCCCACAGGAAGGGAAACGUUAACUCUGGAUUAUGGAGGAUAGAGUUUUUUAACGAGAAAUACUGCGCCUUCUCCCCAUCAGCUGAAGUUUCUGUUCCUUAUAUUGAACUGAACAGAAAACUGGAGAGGAUCAGAGUGCACGUGGACUGGGAUGGAGGAAAGGUGACUUUUUCUGAUCCUGACACUGACACACACAUACACACUUUCACACACACUUUCACUGACAAGCUGUAUCCGUACAUUUGGACUGAUGAUACACUACCUCUGAGGGUGUUACCAGUGAAGGUCUCUGUGAGAGUGGAACAGUAAAGGUGGAGAUGAUGAUGAUGAUGAUGAUGAUGAUGAUG